AGGGACGAGAGAGAGUGAUACUAGAGAGAGAAAGGGGGGAACACUAGAGAGGGAAAGGGAGGAACAUUAGAGAAAACAGGACAGUGAAGUGAGUCCUGUGUUGAGGCGAGGCGGGAAGGGAGAGAGCAGAAAGAAAAGAGAGAGAGAGAAAAGAGAUAGAAAGGGAAAGGAGAGAGGGAGGGACAGAAGGUGAGAGACGACAGGAAGUUUCAGAUCUAACCGACGACGAGUUCAUCGCUGUGUGAGGCGCAGACGAGGGGCGGUGUUGCCGAAGACGCCGGGCGGACUCGCGGACCCGACGGUGGAGGGGGCGGGGAUGCACCCCGCGGCCGGCAAGCCCCCGGGACAGCGGCGCCGCAAACCAGGCCGGCGGAAAACCAAACUGCCGGGUCACUGGACCCCCAAGGGCCCCGCCACGGGACCCACCACGGGGCCACAGGCCCCUCAGCCUGCCAAGGGCCUGGAGCCCAUCAAAAUCCCCCGGAAGAGGGGCCCCAAACCAGGCAGCAAGCUGAGCUGGGCGAAGCGGACGGCCUGGUUGGAGGGUGCCAUUUCGGGACCGGGGCGUCCCGUCACCAGGCCUCGAGGGCGUCUCCCGGCAAACUGGGCGCAGAGGGCGGGGGUACAGCCCGCGCCGGGGGAGCCCAUCAAAAUCCCAAAGAAGAGAGGGCCCAAACCGGGCAGCAAGAGAAAACCACGAGUGGUGCCCAACCCUGUGCCCACGUCCCCCACGAGCAGCACCCCCGAACCCGACACCAGCACUGUGCCCCUGGACAACGCCACCAUCCCCAGCGCCGCCCUGCAGGCCCCCACAGUGUGUGUGUACCUGAAUAAGUACUGCAAGGUGGGGCCACACCUGGACCCUCGGCGGCUGCAGCAGUUGCCGGACCACUUUGGGCCGGGCCGGGCGUGUUCAGUGCUGCAGCAGUGUGUUCAGGCGUGCGUGGAUUGUGCGCACAACCAGAGCACCGUCUUCUCCUGCCUCAAACCCGGGCAUGGGGGCGAGGUCAUCUCAGCCUACUUCGACCAGCAACAUCACACGCUCACCUUGCCCGCGGUGAACAGUGUCACCUACGUACUGCGCUUCCUGGAGAAGCUCUGUCACAACCUGCGCAGCGACAACCUGUUCGGCAGCCAGCCCGUCCCCCUGCGCGGCCUGCACUACGACGGACACGCCUACUCAGACAGGAGAGGUUUUGGGGAGGCCCUGUCGGCUGGUCCUGGGAGGGGAACCAAGAGGUACCUGCAGGAGUCCUACAGCGCCCCCCUCCCCCUCAAACUGGCCAAAACCCCGCGCCACUCCACAGAAGGUGAGCCCUUCCUAUUGGAGAACGGGGUUGGGGGCGGGGCGGAGCACUUGGACCCCUCCUCGUUGAACCCUGGGUCAGUGGGUCGUCCUCUGGCGCUCCGCUCCCUGUCCCAGACCAGCAGCCCCCCCACCAAGCUGCUACGCCUUGGCUCCGCAGGGUCCGAGCGGUUCCUGCCGUCCCGGGACAGUUCUCGGGCCGGCUCCCAGGACCCCAGCCUCUGGACGGUGGAGGAGGUCAUGCAGUUCAUCCGGGACAUCGACCCCCAGCUGGGCCCCCACGCCGACCUCUUCCGGAAGCACGAGAUUGACGGGAAGGCCCUGCUGUUGCUCCGCAGCGACAUGAUGAUGAAGUACAUGGGCCUGAAGCUAGGCCCCGCCCUCAAACUCACCUUCCACAUCGACAGACUGAAACAGGGGGGGCGCCCGUGAGAGGGCCGCCACCCCACCCCCACACCCCCCCCCCACGGACUCUCACACAGGACAUGACGCACAUCUCCUGGGCAACCACUGCCCAGCAGUAGUCUGUAGCAUCUAUAGCCAUGAUUUGGGGUCAGAGGUCACACUGCCAGUUCCCCCUCCCCUCCCC
Molecule: messenger RNA, 1895 nt
Organism: Anguilla anguilla (European eel)
Lineage: Eukaryota; Metazoa; Chordata; Actinopteri; Anguilliformes; Anguillidae
Product: polycomb protein SCMH1
Exons: 10
Coding region: 317-1738 (473 amino acids)
Molecular function (GO): protein binding
Source: RefSeq, a predicted model, not a curated record